This is a messenger RNA of Rhizopus microsporus ATCC 52813, 2268 nucleotides long. RefSeq lists its product as uncharacterized. Lineage: Eukaryota; Fungi; Mucoromycota; Mucoromycetes; Mucorales; Rhizopodaceae. Bases 1 to 2268 code for a protein of 755 amino acids. The record is from RefSeq and is a predicted model, not a curated record. Gene Ontology annotation, molecular function: guanyl-nucleotide exchange factor activity. Gene Ontology annotation, biological process: small GTPase-mediated signal transduction. The transcript has a single exon.
AUGGCAGCAAGUGAUCAUAGUGGCCUUCCUCUUAUUCCACUAUCCCCUAUUGCUCAAUCGUACAUUCUCUGCUCGAAUGCUCUUUCGCAAGCAUCUGAAAAACUAAAUGAAGCUAAACAAAAGAUUCCAACGGUUGAUGAUACAACACGUCUUAUACGAAAUGUAGAAGUUGAAAGACUGCGACUUGAUACACUAGCUCGAAAGAUGCAAUCUGUUGAGGCAGCAACUGCUUUCUUUUGGGAUUCAGAUACGCUAGCUCGUCAAAUAGCUAUUAUCGACUGCCAGUUAUAUACCAGUGUAUUGUUGAACAAGAGAGCACUUUUACAAUUAGACCAGAAGCAGACAAAGCUUUCUCAUCUUGUUGACUUCCACAGAUACUUGACUCACAGUAUGGCUCAUCAGCUCAUCUACUGGGCUGAACUCACUAAACCCAACAACACUUCUACACCUGCUGUUGUACCACCUGUUCGUCCAAAGGAUAGUCUCGUUGCGCACUUGAUACGAGUUGCCUAUCUACUCUUGCAUGCCUAUCGUGACUUUUCUGGGUUUGCUGCCAUCAUGAAGGCUCUUACACUGCCUGAAAUCCGCCGAUUAAAGAGAAUAUGGCAACCAUGUUCUUCACGUACCAAGGAAAUGUUCCGUGAUUUGGCUCAAAUUAUAUCCCCUGCCAACAACUACCAGGCCUACCGGAAUGUUCUUCGCAGUAAGCUUGAGCUCUAUCUUUACAUUCACCAUCGCAAAGAAGGCAGCAAUAGUAGCGGUAAUAUGAUGAUUGCCAUUCCGUGGAUUCAAGCUCACCUCUCGUCUAUUCAGUCGAUUGUAACCAUCUAUACUGCUGGUGAUAAUGAAGACCAGCAGAUGUUGGGUGGAGAUAUUGUGUUGUCUACCCCUGGAGCUCACAAGAUGGAUAUUGAAAUCUCCAUUUUAGAACUUUGCCAGCGCAAUUCUACCAUUAGCGAUUCUUUAUUGGAGGAUAUACUCUCGAAUUCUUCAAGUGAUAAAAAGAAAAGUCAAAGAUCGUCAAUAGCUGCAGCAUCAAAACCUAUUCACCUCGAAGGUCUUCGCACUGCCGUCAUUCCGACAUCUAACUUGAACCACCUUGCACCCGGCGACCUGCUUGUGCAUCACUGGCUUGUGUCUCGUGUUUACCUUCGUAAAGAUCAACUGAUCGAUGAAAGUAUGGAAGUCGAACCUUUGAAGCAAGGGGAACAAAUUGCUUGUGAAGAGGAUGACCUUUUCGACGUUCAGAAAUAUAUGCCACCAGUUAGUGCUUCAAUUUCAAGACGUACAAGCUUCGUAUUACAAACAUCUCCGACUCUUGGUGGCAACGAAGUUGAGAUGGUUGCAGAAAAUGACGUAUCGGAAGAAGAUGUUGUUGUCAACCAGAAAUCCAUCGACCCAAGUUCAGAACUCAAGGAUAGUAACCAUGAUGAUGAUAGUGAUGACGAAAACAGUAGUCAUGAUAACAACAACAACGACAACAGCAAUGACAACGGCGGAGUAACUGAAGCUCCAAAAGCAGAAAGUCUAAAACCUAAUACUGAUAAUAAUAAUAAGAGUAAUAAUAAUAAUGAAGCAUCAGUCAAACACGAGGUUACACCACAUCAGAUACAUAACCAAGAUGAAAAGAGCACACCAGAAACUUCCAAGGAAGUGGAACACAGUGAUAAGAAGGAAUCACCAAAAGAAAAUGAAGGAAAGAGCACCUCUGUUGCUUCCAAGACGUCAACUGCAGCCAGUAAACCAAAAUCAACCCUGUCUCCAACUGCACGAGAAUUCAUACCUCACGGAUUGAUCAAGGCCAAGGCUCAGAGCAACACAUCAUUGGCAUCAGAAGAAAAAUGGUCAGGAUAUCCAGUGAAUGAAGAUGACGACAAUGACUCAGAGACAUGGAAAGGAUACCCUGUUCCAAAAUCAGGUAGCUUAAUCGAAGAAGAAGACGAGGAAGAGGUCUGGAAGGGUUAUCCUGGACCUAAUAGCAGCACAGACAGUCCAAGGAGAGCAUCAUCUCAGUCAGAAACAUCUGAAGAAUGGAAAGGGUAUCAUGCUACAAAAAUGGAAGCGGUCUGGCAAAGAGAAAGCGCAAUGAAAGUUCAAGAGUAUGAAUGGCAAGGCUACACUCUAGAAACUUACAAUGAAGAUGAACUUGAUUCUAGUACUAUGAUGGAUGGUGAGUUUGAAAAGUCUCGAAAAGCGCGCGGACAACAAGGUAACGGAGACAAGCUGUUGGAGGACUUCCAGAGAAACAGAAAUGUGAUGAUUAAAUAA